GGCGGGAUAGACACUCGGUUCUCGCUGAGCUUUAGGUCCGGGACUCGGGUUCCUGGAGCAGAGGCGGCCGGCUUCUCCGAGGCGGACAGUAUCAGCCAGAACAUGUCUACCAACUUGCAAUCAGUGAAAGAAUUGCUUAUUUUCUUAGGGAAAUCACUAUUUAGUGUUCUGGAGGCCCUGGUUUUUACUUUAAUCCCAAAGCCCCGGAAGAAUGUUGCUGGUGAAAUAGUGCUUAUAACAGGUGCUGGAAGUGGACUUGGAAGGCUCUUAGCCCUGCAAUUUGCCCGCCUCGGUUCUGUGCUUGUUCUCUGGGACGUGAACACUGAGGGAAAUGAAAAGACAUGCCAGAUGGUUCGGGAAGCUGGAGCCACCAAAGUGCAUACCUAUACCUGUGAUUGCAGCCAAAAGGAAGAAGUGUACAAAGUGGCUGAACAGGUAAAAAGAGAAGUUGGGGACAUUUCCAUCCUCAUCAAUAACGCUGGCAUCGUAACAGGAAAGAAGUUCCUUGACUGCCCAGAUGAGCUCAUGGAAAAAUCAUUCGAUGUGAAUUUCAAAGCACAUUUAUGGAUUUACAAAGCGUUUCUUCCUGCCAUGAUUGCUAACAACCAUGGGCAUUUGGUAUGCAUUUCAAGUUCAGCUGGAUUAGUAGGCGUAAAUGGACUAGCAGAUUAUUGUGCAAGUAAAUUUGCAGCCCUUGGAUUUGCUGAAUCUGUGUUUCUAGAAACAUAUGUCCAAAAUCACAGGGGCAUCAAAACCACAAUCGUAUGUCCAUUUUUUAUAAAAACUGGAAUGUUUGAUGGUUGUACUACUGGGUGUCCUUCUCUGUUACCAAUUCUGGAGCCUGAAUAUGCAGUAGAAAAAAUAGUGGAAGCUAUCUUGCAGGAAAAGGUGUACUUGUAUUUGCCAAAGUUUUUGUACUUCUUGGUGUUUUUGAAAAGUGUCUUACCCAUCAAGACAGGACUGCUUAUAGGUGACUAUCUGGGCGUCUUCCAAGCAAUGGAUGGCUUUGUUGGGAAAAAGAAAAUCUAGAGACCAGUUAUAUGGCUGAUAUCGUCUGAUACCCAAUGCUACUUCAUACUUACUUCAAAGAAGAAAAGUCAUGUUGUCCUAUGGUAGAAUGUAUCUGAAGAUGAAUACCAUUUGUAUUCUGCUACCUGGACCAGAGUUUUCAACUGAUAACUUUGAAAAUAAUACUAUUAUCUCCUUUGGUUGAGUUUUGUUUUUUGGUUGUUUUUUUUAAUAAUAAUAAUAAAGAUAGCCCCUUUGGGUCA
This is a messenger RNA of Perognathus longimembris pacificus (Pacific pocket mouse), 1271 nucleotides long. RefSeq names its product short chain dehydrogenase/reductase family 16C member 5 (gene Sdr16c5). Gene Ontology annotation, biological process: retinol metabolic process; retinal metabolic process. The transcript has 7 exons. The record is from RefSeq and is a predicted model, not a curated record. Gene Ontology annotation, cellular component: lipid droplet. Gene Ontology annotation, molecular function: all-trans-retinol dehydrogenase (NAD+) activity. Lineage: Eukaryota; Metazoa; Chordata; Mammalia; Rodentia; Heteromyidae. The coding region runs from base 103 to 1029 and encodes 308 amino acids.